This is a messenger RNA of Cyprinus carpio (common carp), 1399 nucleotides long. RefSeq names its product ubiquitin-conjugating enzyme E2 D4. Lineage: Eukaryota; Metazoa; Chordata; Actinopteri; Cypriniformes; Cyprinidae. The record is from RefSeq and is a predicted model, not a curated record. Gene Ontology annotation, biological process: protein polyubiquitination; ubiquitin-dependent protein catabolic process. Gene Ontology annotation, molecular function: ubiquitin conjugating enzyme activity. Gene Ontology annotation, cellular component: nucleus.
CUUUGCGUUGUAUCGCGAGAUUAUCUUCCUGCUGUCUAGUUACAGCACUAAAAACUGUCAGUGAGGUUAGAAGGGGUAAGAAUCUCUCAAUUUGGCGACUGCCGUUCAAACAGCGGUGUGAAUGUCCAAAUCUGUGCCUCGGUGUUAUAACAAACGUAACGUGUGACACUGAGGAGAAAAACGGCAGCGUCCUCGUCCAAACUGAACAGGCCGACAGUCUCUGAACUAACGUUAGAACAAACAGUGCAGUAACAAAGCGAGCAAAUGGCGUUGAAAAGAAUCCAGAAGGAACUGACAGACCUACAGAGAGAUCCACCAGCUCAGUGUUCAGCAGGUCCGGUCGGAGAGGACUUGUUUCACUGGCAGGCAACAAUAAUGGGGCCGAAUGACAGUCCAUAUCAAGGAGGGGUUUUCUUCCUUACCAUUCAUUUCCCAACAGACUACCCCUUUAAACCACCAAAGGUCGCAUUCACAACAAAAAUCUACCACCCCAAUAUUAACAGUAACGGAAGUAUUUGUCUGGACAUCCUGCGAUCUCAGUGGUCUCCUGCACUUACUGUAUCCAAAGUCUUGUUGUCUAUCUGCUCCCUGUUAUGUGACCCAAACCCAGAUGACCCGCUGGUACCUGAGAUCGCACAUACAUAUAAAGCAGACAGAGAAAAGUACAACAGACUAGCGAGAGAAUGGACGCAAAAGUACGCCAUGUGAGAGUGCCUGCCACUAAAACACUACAAAAUCAAACGGACAGAGAAAUGUGUUUUUACUUUGAACAAGAGGAGUCAAAAGAAGUGAAUGUUGAGGGGAGGGGACGUCUGAACACCAGACCCUUGGAAGGGAAGCAGAAGGCGGAGGUGAGAGCCGCUGGUACACAUUGGCCGCUAUGUGCUGAAUCCGCUGUCAUGUGAUCCGCCAUCACAACGGCUUAGCCUGGAAAACUCCAGGAAAACUGUAAAACCGGACAAACCUCGGGGUACCACAACCCAGGAAGUUAGACUUGUACUACUGUUAGUUCUCUUAUUACUGUCAUUGUGAUUUUCUCAGUGUUACUGCUGGCGUUCUUACUCUUGUCAUCACAGAAUGAGGAAACAUUGGGCUGAAGUUGGAAUGGCGGCGAGACAGGAUUGAUCACGUCUGAACCAUUGCACCGUCCCUGUGGAAACCAUAGUUGUCUGUGCACUUUUAUUUUUACCGGUUUGCGAUAGAAUGUAAAAAAAUCGGGUGUCAGAAAGACCUUACUGUAGUCUCCGCCUUCCAACUUCCUAACGUUUCAGUGUUAUCCCAUAAAACACCAUGAAUGUGAUUAGGAUAAGGUUGUGUCCCUAUUGAAAAAAUGAGAUUUGAUUUUUGAACAAAUUGAGGUCAUAAAAAUAGUCUAGUGAGUCUAUAUCUUUGAGCGAUU